GAGUCCGACCACCACCUUCCUGUGCAGAGCUAUUUAAAGUACUUUUUACUUAAAAAAAAAAAAAAAAAAAAAAAAGUAGGCCAGCAAGCUGCUGCAGCCCUCUCCUCACAUCUCCCUCCUGUCUCUAACAUCUGGUUUUAAUUCACUGUGCAUUCCCAAAGGCCAAAGACUCCAGAGGAAAAGAACACUGAACCUGGAGAAAACAAGGGGAAGCGUUGUGAAAUGAAGACUGAUAUAGCAGCAGGUAACGUCUUCCUAAAAGUCAUGCCAGCGUUGCUGUUGUUGGCUCUGGUGUGCUCCUUGGCCUCUCCCACCCAGUUGUCAGUGACAGUCUCGUGCGGGCCAGAGGUUGCGGCUCUCAAGCACAGCAUAAAGAAACUGGAGAACAAACUCUUGAUUGGAACUUGGCAGGUUGAGCACUUGAGGAUGCACAAAUAUUUCCGUCCGUUUCAGCCUGCUGUGUCUGAUACUAAACCUGAAACUGACAUGCCCUCUGGUGUAAACCACACACUGGUGAAACCACCUCCACCAGCAGGCAGUUUGAUUGUCCAUGACAAAGAUUGUUCUGAGCUGUUUGACAGACUGAGACCACCAAGUGGUUUCUACCGCAUCAGACCCAAAUUACACCAGGAGCCAUUUUUGGUCUACUGUGACAUGGACGAUGGAGGAGGAUGGACAGUGUUUCAGAGACGCCGACAUGGAAGAGUUAACUUUAACCGAGACUGGGUCGACUACAGAGACGGCUUUGGUGACUUUAAGCUGUGGAAUGAUGAGUUUUGGUUGGGGAAUGAGCACAUUUAUUCUCUGCUCUCAGAAGGUAGGAACCUGGUGAAGAUAGAUCUAAUGGACUGGGAGGGACAGAGGAGUUAUGCAUUUUAUGAAAACUUCAGGAUCACGGAUGAGGCUGAUAAGUAUCGUCUACAGUACGGACUUUACAGUGGCCAAGCUGGAGAUGCUCUGGCCGGUGGUGGGGGGAUGGUGGAGCAGUGGUCUGCUGGCCUCAGUGGCAUGCAGUUCAGUACUAGGGAUCAGGACAAUGACCGUUACCUUCAUGGCAGCUGUGCCCAGGAGAAUAUGGCAGGAUGGUGGUUCAACAGAUGUCACUCAGCCAACCUAAAUGGGAAGUUCUACCGCAAAGGGAACUACAAGGGCCAGUAUGACAACGGUGUGGUCUGGGGGACCUGGAAAGGCCUUUGGUACUCCCUCAGACACACCACCAUGAAGGUGCGGCCUCUGGUUUUCUUGGACGUUGUGGGCAGCGGAGCAGGGGAAAUUUAA
This is a messenger RNA of Toxotes jaculatrix (banded archerfish), 1278 nucleotides long. RefSeq names its product fibrinogen like 1B (gene fgl1b). Bases 223 to 1278 code for a protein of 351 amino acids. NCBI's taxonomy places the organism in Eukaryota, Metazoa, Chordata, Actinopteri, Toxotidae. The transcript is spliced from 10 exons. The record is from RefSeq and is a predicted model, not a curated record.